UUUAAUUUUAAUGUUAUUUAUUCCUCGUGUUUAAAAAAAGAAGUGUUUUUUUUUUUUUUAAUUUUAGUAAAAUUUUGUGAGAAUAUUAAGAUGCAAAUAACGGACGCUCUCUGUUAUCUUCUAUUUGCGGUGACAAUAACAUCAUCAUUUGUAAAUGCAGAGGAUGAAACACAUGAAAUAUCGGAUGGAAAAAUAGAACGACGUUUAUCUAAAAGAGAUGCAGCAAUAUUUAUUGAUAAUUUUCCAAUAGAACCUAUUUAUAAACAUAGACCAAAAGUUAUUUAUAGGAGGAUAUCUAAGCAAAGGUACAAGAGCCCAAUGCCUAAGUAUGGCCCACCUCAUAACAGAUACAGAUCCAAACCAAGGAAACCGAUUAAAAAGUACAGAGGAUCGGUAAAACCAAAAUACGGACCACCAAGCUACAAACGACGCCCAGCAAAACUUAAGUAUGUUCCACCGAAACCACAUAAAUUCAAAACAGUUUAUGGGCCACCUAAAAAGACACCACAAAACUCAUACUUCACACAAGAACCUGCAGGGUUCGGUGAGCCUCCUACAGAAUUGAUGGUGGAUUAUCAGAGGGUAAAUCAGAAUUUUGGCGAGCCCCCUACAGAUUCAUACGGAUCUCCUUUAGAUUCAUCAGUUAUAAAUCCUUUUGUGCCGGAACAGCUACCUCCGCCUUCAAGUUUUUCAGAUCCAUCAACCAUUGACAACUUAGACAACGAUUUCGGACAAGACUUUAGUUCAUGGCAAAAUUUUCAAUCGGAUCAAAACUUUGAUAACAAUGUUGCUUAUUCAAAGAAAAGACCGACAUUUACGGAACUUCAAACCGUCGAUUUAACAGAUUUCGAUUUAAACUCAUAUUCGAAUAUUUAUCGCAAUAAAGAUUUCACGGAACAAGAAUCAUUUGAAAAAAAGAAAAGACCCCAUUAUAAGAAAGAAUAUUUUAAAACUAAGUCACGAAGACCAAAACCGACUGAAACGGAUCAUGAAGAUGCAGUAUUAGUUGGAGGUCACUAUGCGGAACCACCGGCGAGGAUAGUUCCUAAAAAUCGCGUAAGCUAUUCUGCACAUUUUGAAGAUGAUGACUUCUUACCUUUUAAAGGGUUUAUCGACCCAGACAUAGCCUUUUCUGCGACGAUGUCACCUUACGUAAACUAUAAGCACAGUAACGUGGCAUUCAGUCCACAAAACCUAAAUGAUGCAUUUAGUAUAGUUGAUUAGUAUUAAACGUUAACUUUAAAGUAUUAAACUCUUAAUUUUAGUUUAUAAACUCAAAGAAAACUCUAUUCUUAC
Nymphalis io (European peacock) is the source of this 1296-nucleotide messenger RNA. RefSeq lists its product as uncharacterized. The transcript has 2 exons. The coding region runs from base 91 to 1224 and encodes 377 amino acids. The record is from RefSeq and is a predicted model, not a curated record. NCBI's taxonomy places the organism in Eukaryota, Metazoa, Arthropoda, Insecta, Lepidoptera, Nymphalidae.